GCGAGGUGGUUCGCUCCGGCCGCGCUGCGCCUGCAGGUUCCCCGGCGGGCGUGCAGGGCGGUGGGCUGCGGCACAGUGGGCUCAAACGCACAGCGCGCCGUCUCCGCGAUGCCGGUGCUGCUAGUGGCGUUGCUGGCCCUGGCGCUCGCCUUCUUCGCGCUGCUGGACGGCUGGUACCUUGUGCGCGUGCCGUGCGCCGUGCUGCGCGCGCGCCUACUGCAGCCGCGCGUCCGCGACCUGCUGGCUGAGCAGCGCUUCCCGGGCCGCGUGCUGCCCUCGGAUUUGGACCUGCUGCUGCACAUGAACAACGCGCGCUACCUGCGCGAGGCCGACGUGGCGCGCGCUGCGCACCUGACCCGCUGCGGUGUGCUUGGUGCGCUGCGAGAGUUGGGAGCGCACACCGUGCUGGCCGCCUCGUGCGCGCGCUACCGCCGCUCGCUGCGCCUACUCGAGCCCUUCGAUGUGCGCACCCGCCUGCUGGGCUGGGACGACCGCGCCUUCUACCUGGAGGCCCGCUUUGUCAGCCUGCGUGACGACUUCGUGUGCGCGCUCCUGCGCUUCCGGCAGCACGUACUGGGCACCUCACCGGAGCGUGUAGUGCUGCACCUGUGCAAGCGCAAGGUGGAGUCCCCUGAGCUGCCUGAAGACCUGCAACACUGGAUCACCUACAACAUGGCCAGCAGCCAGCUGCUCUGUGCCGAGAGUGGGCUCCGCAAGGUCAACAAGGACGAGUGACCGCUGCCUCCACACCUAGCCCUCCAUGCCCAUCUGAUGGCCUGUCCUGCAGAAAGAGCAGGCUGGGCUGGGCUCUCUCCAUGCUGGAGUGGCCCCUGCCCAGCCCCCUUCACUCGCUGGGAUCCCCAGUUACUGACAUCCCUCCGGGCUGGGCAGGGGAUAGGGUGGCAUUGACCCCCUGACCCAGCUCUGCCCCUGGGGUGGGGAUGGAUGGGCAGGGGGACCUGGCCCAGCCCUGCAGCGAGGCCACACUUCUGUGGCCUAGGUGGGGAGGAUGUGCCAGGAGCACAGCAGCCUGAGCACAUCUGGGUUGGAACUGCCAGGAGGGACGGGGCAGGGCCAGGCCAGAGCAGUCCUGGGCACAAGCUGGACAUCUGAAGGGUAGAGGUAGCAAUCACCAGGGUGGAGUCUGGUUGGUCAGAGGCUGGGCUGGAGGCAGACCAAGGGCAGGAGGGAAGAUUGGCUAGCAUUUGACAACAGCAGACAAGGUUACCCAAGCUUCCCUGGUGACACUGGCCUCUGGGCCAGAGGGCCAGGCAGGCAGCUAGGGCUUGUGGAUGGGAGGGGUCAGCUGGUACAGGGCUCCAGAAGAGGCAGCAGGCCUCCCUGCUGGGGUGUCCUGGUCAGAAAGAGAACAGAGCAGGGCUAGGUGCCCAUCAGGGCCAUGCUUGUAACCUCAGGCUGGGCUGCCCUGUCCGGACUGCAGCACCCCAGGCCUCUGUCCUCCCGUGAGGGCCGUCUCUGCCUGACCCCCUUCCCUGCUGUGAGGGCUGCCUCCCUAGAAGGCUGGGUUUUCCUGGCCUCUCUGCCUUCUGUUUUACAGGCCUCUUCCCUGCUGUCGAGCCAUGCCCUGUCUUGCUCUAGUGGUCUGUCCUGGCACCUGAUAGGGACACCAGGCUGCUGGAAUGUUGGCCAGGGCUGCCUGCUCCUGCCUAAUCCCUGGCCUUAACAGCUGGGGAAACUGAGGGCACAGUGGGGGCUGGUCCCCAGCCAGAGGCUCUGGCCAAUGCCCUCAGCUUCCAGAGAGAGGGUACCCUGUCUGGCUGGGGUGCUGGGGCCUGGGGUGGGUGUGGGGCUUGCUGCUUGCCUGCUUAGGCCCUGUGCCCCUGCCCCCACCAGCCGACCCAGAACUACCUCCUUGCUGCCCAGCCCCAGAAUCCCCCUUGAGUCAGAGCCAGGAGCUGUAGGGACGCCCCUGAUACCACCCACCCCGACCCCACACUGCUGCUGUUCUUGCCUUAAAGCCACUGUGGGAGCGCUGCAAUGUUUUUGUUUUAUUUAAAGAAAGUGCAAGAUUAAAGGGUUUCAAGUGCAA
This is a messenger RNA of Microcebus murinus (gray mouse lemur), 2050 nucleotides long. RefSeq names its product thioesterase superfamily member 6 (gene THEM6). NCBI's taxonomy places the organism in Eukaryota, Metazoa, Chordata, Mammalia, Primates, Cheirogaleidae. The record is from RefSeq and is a predicted model, not a curated record.